AUGACUGCAACGGCUACUCGAACUUUUUCAAUUCCAAGACCAUCUGAGGCCGACUUUCGCCGACUUCAACAUACAAGGCAUGAAGAAAUUGCCCGAGCUUUGGACAUGAAUACUGACGAUUUCAUGGAGUUCAAGAAACAAGUUCGCGAAAAGAUGUAUGCAUCGCUCAAUCACUCGAAGAAAUUUGAUGAACAAGAUCCUUCAGCGUGGCGAAGAUUUGUGCAAUGGGCUUAUGAGGCCAUGCCCUCCCUGAUUUCGAAAUAUGAAGACGCUUGGCCGGUUGAGUUAUAUGUGAAAAUCAGCCUCAACAAGCGUAUUGCACAGGACCGCCACCAAUUCAGAAAGGCAGUGGCGAAGUAUAAACGGACGAUGGGAUUGAGGUCCUCUUCUUCUACAGGUGAAGCGGAGAUGUCACCAGCCGACCUGCCGCCACCCUACGACGAGGAAGAUCGAGCCAUAGGCGGCGAGACUCCUGGUGCAAGCAUGCAUCCGGACGCUGCUCCCGAAAACAUCGAGAAUUUUUUGAGAUCCUGUGACUUUGAUCUCGGGCAUCUCACAAGUGCUUUCGUCACCCGACGAGCAGGUCUUUUCAAUUUGGAAAGGCUGGAACUUCUCGCAUCGUGGCCUGCCGCCUUAAGACGCGACCACUUGGAGAGGCACUUUGGCACUAUGCUGGAUGAUGUUGAGAUAGAGGUUUUGAACAAGCGGUUUGUCGAGAUGAGCCAUGCACAAAUCUAA
Molecule: messenger RNA, 738 nt
Organism: Suillus subaureus
Lineage: Eukaryota; Fungi; Basidiomycota; Agaricomycetes; Boletales; Suillaceae
Exons: 4
Coding region: 1-738 (245 amino acids)
Source: RefSeq, a predicted model, not a curated record